AUUUGCAAUCUGUGGUCUGAGAGCUUUCAAAGUUUUUGACUAACCAGUUUGACAUAUGAGUGCAUACCGUAUAUCGUUUGUAUCCUGAAUUUGCACAAAGAAUUCGGCUUAUAAGGGCGAUUUUAUAAUAAAAGUUAUGUGAGAAAAUAGAAAAAUAUGGCAUUCCUGUGUCCGGUUAGAAUUCGAAGGGGUAAGAAGAAAAAAUCAAAUAGUGGUGAUUCCGAUAAAGAAUUAUCAAGACCUGGUUCCGGACUGAGUCCUGGCAUGGGCAGGAUCACAGGAUCUGCGAGUAUUGAAACUUUAGUCAGAGUCGGUAUAGAGAAAGAACAUGGACUCAGCCCUGAUUCCAAAAUGGUAGUUCUACAUGACUUUGCACCAUGUGUUGAUGAUGAAUUAGAGGUGAAGCGUGGCCAAAUAGUAAAUGUAUUGUAUCGUGAAAAUGACUGGGUGUAUGUGAUAGUUGCGGAAUCUCGACGUGAAGGAUUCAUACCACAUUCAUAUUGUGCUCCUUGUGAACAUCAUGAUUUGAAGAAGAAGUUGCCAAGGAGCAGGUCACCUACAGAUUUAGCACACAGAGAUGUGUCACAACUAUCUUUAUCGGAUGGUGCAACUAAUGAUGGUCAUUCAGAGUUGGGCAGCGAAGGGGAAGCGUGUCCCUUCAGUAAGGACCCGUCUGGCCGAUAUGUAGUAUUGUACACAUUUACUGCACGAGAUGAGAACGAUGUUGAUGUAGAACGAGGAGAAUUUGUUACAGUUUUAAACAGAGAAGACCCAGACUGGUAUUGGAUUGUGAGGAGUGAUGGUCAGGAAGGUUUCAUACCUUCAGGAUUUGUAUAUCCAGCUGUUAGUCAAGCAACACAACAGGACAAUACGCAGCCCGUACAUUCACCAACAACUAAUACAAACAACACAAUGAUGUCAAAUAACUUGUUGUCGAACACAACUCUCAACAACACAACGCAGGAUACUGAAGGACGCUAUCAUGGAACUGAACUAGUCAUGUUGUACGACUAUAAGGCGCAAGCGCCCGAUGAUCUUUCGGUGAAGCGAGGUGAAUGGGUAUACGCAGACCUAACUCAGCAGACGGUAGAAGGCUGGCUGUGGGCUCACGCGCCUAAGUCGCGUCGCUCCGGAUUCAUACCCACUGCCUACGCCCGUGCACCGCACACUACGUCCCUGUGAAAUAACUUAAACAAUCCCUAAGUGUAACUUUAUUAUUCUAAAUCUUCAUUAAGGGACUCGCUAGUAACAGUGAAACUCGAAAUCAAGAGCGGCCAAAGCUCUGGUGUAUUUAAUAGUCAGUUAGUCUCCCUUUGUAGCGUAAAGGGAGUUCAGAAUCAUUUAUUGGUCUCUAAGGGAUGCAUUAAUGACCAUUAAAUGACAAAAUAGUUUACUUGAGAGUUUUUCUGAUCUAUACUUAAAAUAUUUUGAAUACUUGCCAUUGUCGGAGGUUAUGUUUAAAGAUAUAUUAAAAUAAGAG
Molecule: messenger RNA, 1480 nt
Organism: Papilio machaon (common yellow swallowtail)
Lineage: Eukaryota; Metazoa; Arthropoda; Insecta; Lepidoptera; Papilionidae
Gene: Dlish
Product: SH3 domain-containing protein Dlish
Exons: 7
Coding region: 157-1182 (341 amino acids)
Molecular function (GO): protein binding
Source: RefSeq, a predicted model, not a curated record